AACAAAGUGAAAGUUACAAUCCACGUACGAGAAGGAAAGCUCUACCUCUUUCAUGUCAUCUUGAGAUACAUCAAUUCAGGGAGCACCACGGUACUGGGCAAGAUCACCGCUUUUCAGCCACGAAAACGAGGUACCGAACAGACUAAGCAGAUCAUAUUUGGGCCAACCCAAGAGCCGACAUUUGUCACUGUUCCUCACCACAGCUUUGGAGAACCAUUUGUGUUGAGUCCUCAUGUUUGGUCUCUCAUCAUUGAAGCUGAAGAUGUCCUUCUUGAUUAUCUGGUUCUGCUUCCCAGCUCUUAUUAUGAAGCUCCUAUACUGCAAUAUACAGUCUCGGAUCCUUGUACCUAUAGCCCAGCUCCUGAACAAGUGGGUCAAAAUUGCUUCCUAUAUAAGUACCUGCCUGUGGAGCAGUAUUCCUUUGUGUCAGGCGAAGAUGCUUUGUGCAAGUUGGACAACAACUUACCAAGACCUUGCCCUGUAGAGCAGAUUUUUCCUACCGUCCCCAAAUUGGUGCUGUGUAGUGGCAGAUAUGUGGAAGUACAACUGGUAAUCCCUGUACCCCAACCAGGGAGAUACGUGCUUCUGAUGGAGUAUGCCAAUGAAGAUACCCCACAGACCAUUGAGGUAUCUGUCAGCACACCACAGAAGGUUCCUCGGCUGGGCACUCUUAUGAUAUACACCUGCAAAUACAGUUUCCUUUGCCGUGGGAUCGUUGUCGAUUCUCAAAACCGCUUGGCAGCAUUUGAACUCGACACUGAGGGGAGAGUCCAGUUCACUGCAGGUCUGGACCGCUUCUUUCUGUACAAAGUGUACUUGGUCCCUUACGAGCAAUUCACUGUGGAGUUUUUGGAGCCAAAAGUUCAUUGCAUCAGUACCCAUGGAACGUUAUCGCUGAACAGUAGUUCCUGUGUCCCAUCAAGAUAUCAGAAGAUUUCACAAUCGGUUGUCCUGGAGGAAGGACAGUUGCUACACAUUGCUCCAGACUUGCCCCUAACUCAAGCAAUUAGCAUCCCGCCAGAAGGCAGUCUCCCAGCUUCUGCACCUCGACCUCCAACUUUGUUAGACACUUCUGCAAAACUUAUUUUCUUAAGGGCGCCUCAGACAGCUGUUGUGUUAAAUGGCCAUAUUCAAAGUCCAGGACGCUAUGCUUUCAUCCUGCAUUGUUAUCAGCCUGGUCACGCAACUUUCCCUGUUGAAGUGUUGAUCAACGGAGGGCGGAUUUGGCAGGGACAAGCUAAUGCUACUUUCUGCCCACACGGAUAUGGUUGCCGGAAUCUGGUAGUUGCAGAGAACCAAAUCAUUCUGGAUAUCACAGAAAAUGAUCUGAGUGUAAUAAUCCGUGUGCCAGAAGACCGGCAUCUUUGGGUGGAUUAUAUCCUUGUGGUUCCUGAAAGCAUUUAUGGCUCCAACUAUCUUUCGGAAGAACCGCUGGACAAAUCCUACGAUUUCAUCAGCAGCUGCGGAGUCAAUGGCUUCUACAUCAGCCCUGUAACUUCAUCCAGGUUCUGCCAGGACUCUGCCAUCUCAAUUUCUCUUUUUUACAACGGGGCCGAACCUUGUCACUGCCAUGAGGCUGGCGCUGUCUCGAGCCAGUGUGAGCCGUUUGGGGGUCAAUGUACAUGCAAGUCCAAUAUCAUCGGGCGCGAAUGUUCCCGCUGUGCCACUGGAUAUUGGGGUUUCCCCAAUUGCCGAU
Messenger RNA from Thamnophis sirtalis, 1696 nucleotides. The record is from RefSeq and is a predicted model, not a curated record. Lineage: Eukaryota; Metazoa; Chordata; Lepidosauria; Squamata; Natricidae.